CAUAGCAGUUGGAGACAACUACAGUGAAGAGAACAGUUGGCCACGAGCUGGAAGCCAUUACUGUGUGAGAAAGGGGGUGGAUUAUAAAUUACUGUCAUAAUUUAUUAGCUAUGCUGCUGCUGCCACCACCAUAUUACAAAGGAGUACCUUGAUGUUCUCAGUGUUACCGUUUUUCUGCAGGGGUCCCUAAACCCCUAGGGCUGCUGUUGAGGGCCUAUGGUGAUGAGACAUAGAAGUGAGAGUUAGGAGACCAGGUAAAGCAAUCCUUGCUGGUUUUCGAAUUUUGAGAUUACAUCUUUAGGGAACUAAAGUUGAAAGCUUGCUGGUUGAGCGGACAAAUAGUCCAGUGAUUGCAUCCAGCCCUCCUACAAUUACCGUGUACAGGAACCCACAAGCCCAGCUGAGUGUCAGAAACUGAUUCAACAACUUGCUGAUUAGGAGUUGCUAUGUCUACAGCUGCCGCUAUGGCCAACUUGGGCUUUUUCCAACUGCUAAGGAAAAACAAAGAACUCAUUCCUUUGGUUGGUUUUGUGGGCUUUGCAGCAGUUGGGGCUCUAGGUGCUUCCCUGUAUUUCCUAGGCACCAAAAGCGAUGUGAUCGUUAACAAGUCUGGCAAUCCAGAACCUUGGGAAAAUGUGAAUCCUAACCAGGCUCAAAAGCUUUUAUCAAUCAGCCAAGAGUGGAAAUCCAUAGAGGAGCUGGAGAAGGUCAAAAAGAUGAUGAAGUGACAAGUUGCCCUUGCCUCAAAAAUGUACUCUAUGAAUCUAGUGGAAUCAUUUCUGCACAAACUCGACUACUGAAAUCAGUGUGCGGAAAUGCUUCUGCUACAUUUUUAGGGUCUCCCUACAUUUUUGGACUCUGGAUGAGGAAUUUCAUUUUGUCUUAGCGGUUGCCUCAGAACAUCCACACAGUCCAAAAAUAAACAUCUCUUUCAGGUACUCAUUGUUUCAACAGUCAUGUUUAACUUGAUGUACAAUGUUCAAUAUGCAGAGUAUUAAUGGAGUGGAAAAUCCUUCAUUCUUAUAUGAGCUCCUUAGAAAAGAGCAGGAGCAAGACCAUAAUGAGUGUGAAAGUGUCAAUAUUAUUUUAAAAGAUCCUCUCCAAAAAUAAGAACUCUGGUCUGUUGCUUCUUAGUUCAUUAUACUAUACUUCAGUGAUGUGUGCUAAUUUUACCGGGAUGCUAUUUGUACAUGACAGCAUAAGCAGUCAUAGUAGAAAAUUAGGCUUCCAGUUCAGAUUUGGUGAGUCCCAAUCCUACAAAGACUUUGCACUGUGUCAGUUGUAGCACUGACUUCAGAGGGACUACUCAGUGCGUAAAUUUAAGCACAUGUGUAAGUCUCUGCAGGACCGGGUCCUAAGACAAAUUAUCAGCACUUCAGUAUGAGUGAAACUAGAGCAAAUCUUUUGUAUUUGUAAGUUCCUGCUGUUUAUUCCUGCGAAAAUGUUAUUAAAGUAAAAUGAAGAUUAA
Mauremys reevesii (Reeves's turtle) is the source of this 1468-nucleotide messenger RNA. RefSeq names its product chromosome 10 C15orf48 homolog (gene COXFA4L3). NCBI's taxonomy places the organism in Eukaryota, Metazoa, Chordata, Testudines, Geoemydidae. The transcript has 5 exons. The record is from RefSeq and is a predicted model, not a curated record. Bases 447 to 728 code for a protein of 93 amino acids.